Toxoplasma gondii ME49 is the source of this 3248-nucleotide messenger RNA. RefSeq names its product phosphatidylinositol-4-phosphate 5-kinase, putative. NCBI's taxonomy places the organism in Eukaryota, Apicomplexa, Conoidasida, Eucoccidiorida, Sarcocystidae. The record is from RefSeq and is a predicted model, not a curated record. The coding region runs from base 1576 to 2397 and encodes 273 amino acids. The transcript has 8 exons.
CUGCCCCUCAUAGAUUUCGCGGAAAACUCGAGAAAAUGCCCAUUUCUUCUGGUACAGCGUCCUCGGUCCCAGUGUGCAGCGGCGAAAGGAGAGUGUGCGUGACCCGGCCUGCACUGCAUCCUCUUUUUCCAGUCAGUUCAGAAGAGACGGCAACUUCCCCGACAUCGCCGCGUCCGGAGUUUCUCGGUGGUCUGCUGUGUCCGUUCCCGUUUUCGUCCACAAUUUCACGCCCGUGAACGUGCGUCACUCUGUGUGUGCUGGGUGUACGCGGCGAGGUGGUAGGGUACGUGAGUCGCGUUUCGGCUGUGUGAGUGUCCCAGACUCCACUCGCGUUUUUGCUCUACUGACACGCGUUUUCCGGAUUCGCCGUGAACAGGGAGCAGCUGUGGCGUUGCCUCAGUCAGAAUGGGCGUUUUGUUUUCAACUGGGCGGUUCUAAUUCGAGGCUCAGAAUCCGCACCGCCCUUGUUUUUCCGCGUUCCUUUUUCCCCUGAGGCAGCGUGCCGCGCUGAACCCCCGGCCUGUCGUUUCCGGAAGGUGGUGUGGAAAAAAAAGCUGACCAAAAGACCGCAAAAAACGCGCAACUCGAGUUCUGCUUCACCCUUAUUUGUUGGAUUUCCCUCGCUGAAUGAUAACGAGGCGUCAGACGGACCGGCAGCAGCCGCUCUCGGUCUUAAAAUGCAGGGUGCCAGUGUGGCGGUGCGAUCCCCGUGUUUUCCGUUGUUUCUCUUUUUCGGGCAAGCUUCCACGCAAACUGCCCAGUGAAAAUCCCCAGCAUAAUUCACUCUUGAGAGUUAGUUGGGCGUUCCGCCGCUCUUUGUAGACAGACCGGCUGUAGGCAUCUGUCACUCGCGACCCGCGAGGUCCUGGGCACGCUGAGAAGUCUGUGGUGGUUUCUCUACGGGAAAAACGCCGAGUCCUUUUCUUUUGUUGUCUUUCUUGUCUUUCUCGCGAGCCACGUUCCAAGCGAAUGUGUGUAGUUCGCUGGCUUUUCCCGAUCUGUUGGUUUCGUCUCAACAGUGCCGGGAGUCCUCGCCCUGUCUGCGCCCAGGCUGCUGUCUCGUCGUCAGGAUAAAGACCUUCUCUGGUGCACUGUCUUCUCCGCAGUUCCUCUCGCGUUCUUCUCAGUUUCCUUUGCUUCCUCUGUUGACUUCUGUGUCCACGCACCCUGUCUCGGAAGAAGAACUGGACUCCUCACCUGCUCUCUCGGGGCAGUCCUCUUUGUGCGUUCGUCUCGGCUCUCGCCAGUCCAGUUCGGCGUUACUUCGCUCCCUCUGUGGCAGUGCGUUCGCCGCGGAGAGCUGAAGAAACCCAUCUGUGGUUUCGCUUUCCCGACUGCGGGGGCUAGUGGAGAGUGGCACUGUCGCUCUUCCUCUCGUUUCUGGACCUCUUUUCAAUGUAAAAAAGUGCGAUUCGUUGUCGUAUCUCCGGUACUUGCCCUCUGCCCUCUGCUUCUCGCCGCCGCUCCUCGUGCUCUCUCUCUGCAGUGCAUCUCGGGAUCUGCAGACGGCCGCCAAGAGAAGCCGUUCCGCCCCUUCGGUUUCUUUGCUCUGGUGGGUGUUGAAACAACGCGAAAAUGGGGAACUGCGCAUGCCCGCGAAGCCUCAUAGGCGACACCAGCGACGAGGUCAUCUUUGGCCAGGAUGGAAAACGCCAAGGCUUUGGAGGCAAGAUAGGAAGUCGCGAGAAACGCGAAGUGACUUUCGAGAACGGCGCUGUCUACAACGGAGAGUGGACGGGAGAUGUGAGAGACGGAUACGGUGUACAGAUAUGGGAUGACGGUGCCCGGUAUGAGGGUCAGUGGGUGAAUGACAAGGCUCAAGGAAAGGGGAAGUUUGUCCAUGUGGAUGGCGAUGUGUACUUCGGCGACUGGUACGAAGACAAAGCCCACGGCUACGGAGUGUACAACCACGCUGACGGCUCGAAGUACGAAGGUCAGUGGUACGAGGACAAGCAGCACGGCAAGGGAGCUGAACAGUGGCCUGACGGCGCCAAAUACGAGGGCCAAUACAGCAACGGAAAGAAACAUGGAAAAGGCACUUUUUCUUGGGCAGACGGCAGUGUCUACGAAGGCGACUUCGUGAACAACGACAUCCACGGCUUCGGGGUGUACUGCUGGGCUGACGGUCGGCGAUACGAAGGCGAGUGGGAGAAGAACCGCAUGCACGGACAAGGGAAAUUUCAGUGGGCUGAUGGCCGCAUCUACCAGGGCGACUACCGACACGACCAGAAAGACGGGAAGGGCACAUUUUCGUGGCCGGACGGCCGGAAAUAUAUUGGAAACUGGCGAAAUGGAAAGCAACAUGGUCGCGGAACCUACAUCACCUCGAAGAAUGAACAGCGAAACGGAGAAUGGGAAGAUGGUCGCCGGAUCAAGUGGCUCAAGGAGGGCGAGUGAACCCCAGAAACUGAUUCCCACUCUCGGCAGUAGCCGGGAGAAAAUGCUUGCUUGUUUUCGUACCCUUGGGCUGCCCACUCAGAGUGGAGGGUUUCGAGGUGCAUGCAGGCCGAUACUGCAUGCGUGCGUUUUUUUUCUGAGCGGGCGAGUGGGUCUUCGCCGGUGGGCGGGACCCGUGAAUCAGCUGUAUAGUGGAGGAUAGCGGAGUAGUGUGUUGGAACGAGAAACGCGAGACCGAUAAACGGUAAGAGGUGUGCAUCAGUGACAAGCGUUCGCUUCUGUGUGAAAGUGCAUGCGUGCGAUGGUGGCAGACUGUCUGUGGUUUGUGAAUUUCCGCGGUUGAAGCGCUCAAGGGCGCACGUUUGAGACGUAGCGAGGAUAGGGGAACCUGGAAUCUGUACAGUUCUUGUGGUAAAGACGCGCAAGCCUCCGAACAAACGGAGUCGAGUUUGUCGCAAGAAGCUGCGUAUUCGCGUCCAUUUGAAGAUAUUUUCUCGGGGGAAAACCGAGCGCUCUUCAGAGUUGUGUCUCAUUCUGCACGUUCGCCGGCCGUCUGGCCGGUAGAGGAGUAGUGUUUCGCGCUCGUUUCGCUCCGCAAAACCGACAGUGAAGCGUGCAUUUCGGUGUGCUCUCUUCUUUUUUCCGGUGAUCUUCUGCGUCGGUGACUCGAGUCCCACAAACCGAGUCAACCCAAUCAUGGUCAAAUGUGCCUUUGCUUAACCAUCGGACGGCAGCUUCGGACUCUCUCCAUUUCUCCGUCAUUAUCUCGAUGAGACACUCCUCACAAUUUUUUUCAACUCCCCAGUGCCUCUCCUGCGUCGAACGGGUCUUUAAGUGAUGGGAAGCAGGCG